AUGCUUUGGGUGCGACUACUUUUGGGCGUUUUUGAUCUGGCCUUUUGGAAUUUAGACGCUAGCCGGCUUUUUGGUGCCUCCUCGAUGGGCUUGGUGGCAAUCAUAGAGUUGGCAUGGGAAAUGCUUCUAUCCACUUCUAUCCUUUUUUUUUUCUCUUUUUUUUUGGCUUCAUAUGCCAUCCUACUUAACUAUGAUCCAAACCUCGCUCCUUCCGUUUUUUACACCUGCCUAAUCGGGCUCUCGUUGCCUUUGGGGAAUCCAGAUCCAUCUGUUCCUCCAUGCCCUCAUUCUGACUAUGUGACAGACCCCACACACAUUGGUUUAUCGAGGUUAUUGACGGUUGCACACGUUAUGUUUUUUAGACGUCCGCGACCCUUGCCCAGUGAGCCCAGCACCGAUCCUGUCACGCCCCCGCCAGUACCCGACCAUGCACUAGGCUUUACUGAUAUAUACGGCUCAUUGACACCCCGCCAGAUCAGCGUCAUCAGUAUGCUCCUCGCGGUGAAUACAUGUGAUUACUCUAACGCGCAAUGCAGCUAUCGGGUCGGCCAUCGGAACGGGUUUAAUGGUAGGGACGGGAAGAGCAUUAUCUAUCCGGCCGCUAUCAUCAUUUCUUAUACUAUCGUUGGGUUUGCGGUUUACCUCGUUCUUUCUGCCUUGGGUGAGGUGGGAUCCUGGUUACCGAAGCCGUAUACUGUCGCAGACCAGGCUGUGCGGUUCUGUGACCCUGCCCUGGGGUUCAGUUUGGGAUGGAUCUUUUGGCUCAAGUACGCCAUUGUGACACCCAAUCAACUUACCGCUGCGACUCUCGUGGUCUCUUACUGGGUCGAUGCAGAUCAAGUCAACCCCGGUAUCUGGAUCACGAUCUUUCUGUCGAUCAUCGUGAGCCUCAACUGUAUCAAUCACCGCCUGCCCAGUCGGAUUGAGUUCUAUAUGGCUUCAUGCAAACUUGUUGUCAUGCUUGGUCUUAUGAUCUUGUCCACCAUCAUUGCACUGGGGGGAGGACCGGACCAUGACCGGCGAGGCUUUCGCUAUUGGUCAUACCCCGGUGCCUUUGGCUCUCAUCGACGUGAUAGCUUAAUCGACAAGUUUUCCAUAACCUGCUCAACCAUGUCCUCUGCGACAUUCGCAUAUAUUGGAAGUGAACGAUCCGGUAUGUGUCACUUUCCGAAUGUUCGGAAAGCCACAUCUCGAGCCAUCAGGAAUACCUUCUAUCGGAUUCUCGUCUUCCAUCUUCUAGCAAUCACGCUACUGGGAAUGAUCGUCCCCCAGAACUCUAUGUCUGUGGCCUUCUACAGCCAAGCAUCCCCCGAUGCUGCCGCAUCUGCAUUUGUGGCGGCACUGUAUCUCGCCGGCAUAUCUGUUUUACCGGACUUGUUGAAUGCAUGCAUCUUAAUUUUUGUUCUGUCAAUCGCAAACUAUGACCUGUAUCUCGCAACAAAAGCAAUGUGUGAUCUCUCGUUGAAGAAUCGCGCCCCAGCCUUCCUGUCUCGAACCACACGCCGAGGUGUCCCUAUCUAUGCCCUCGGAACGACCUCACUACUAGCAACACUAGCAUACCUCAGCGUGAACCAAGAUGCGACAGUUGUUUUUGGCUAUUCUGUCGACAUGGUCACCAUGCUAGGCCUAUUGACAUGGUUUUCAAUCCUUGUCACGCACAUUUCAUUCGUGCGUGCGCGGAAAGCUCAAGGAGUCUCCGACAAGUCUCUGGCCUUCCAGGCUCGUUUUGGACUGCCUGGCACCUGUGUAGCCUUGGUGCUCUGCUUGUUCAUCUCUGUGACUAUUGUCUUUGACUCUUUCAGCUUCGAAUCUGGCGAGAGGCAGUUCGAUGUCAGGUCCUUCGUUGCUUCCUAUAUCAGCAUCCCUUUGUAUAUACUGCUUAUGAUUGGGUACAAGGUUACUGUCAAUAGUGAGCGUGUCCAUCCGAAAGAUGCAGACUUAUGGACGGACAAGAGCGGGCAUGGCCAGUCGAAUAGUGAGGGGCAGACUCGUUCAACUGAAGCGACAGGCUCGUGA
Molecule: messenger RNA, 2016 nt
Organism: Penicillium salamii
Lineage: Eukaryota; Fungi; Ascomycota; Eurotiomycetes; Eurotiales; Aspergillaceae
Source: the annotation of a GenBank genome assembly